This is a messenger RNA of Vavraia culicis subsp. floridensis, 1839 nucleotides long. RefSeq lists its product as uncharacterized. The transcript has a single exon. Lineage: Eukaryota; Fungi; Microsporidia; Pleistophoridae. The coding region runs from base 1 to 1839 and encodes 612 amino acids. The record is from RefSeq and is a predicted model, not a curated record.
AUGGUAUCAAGAAGGGGAAGAAAAAAGAAAAUGUGGAACAACGGUUCGUGUGUCACAUACGCGGUGAGAAAAGAACACGCUGAAGAUGAGAACAGGCACGGUCCAGACAAGAAGUUUAGAGACAAAUGGUACCGGCGAAGCGAUGCAGUUGCACGCUAUGCGGAGAGGUACAAAGGUGGUUACAGCGCAUACUACGGCUGCUACAAUUACGAUAAUGACAUGAGGUGUGAUUGUGCGAGAGGUUCUGGGGAGAGUGCUAGAGGGAAGGGCUGCGGUUCUAAAUACGUGGUUGCUGAUCGGACGAUAAGAAAUGACACCAUCAAUUACGAGGAUGCUGAUAAGAAUCGAUUUAUGUCUCGGAAUGGCUGUGAAACGGGAUACAUGGCUCAUUCACCCUUUGAAAAUGGAAAAGAGUUCAAUCACAGGAAACGAAGCGGGCAUGUUGGCAGGGAAGGUGCAUGUUCAGAUUAUGAGAGGUAUGGACUGUACGAAGAAGAGGAUAGACCGGACAGAGGCACACUCGAUAUGUACCACGAACGGUGCUCCGACAAAGGAGACAUCGCAGAGAAAGGUAGCCCGUACCGUGAACAAUGUCCUUCUAACGAGCAGUAUUAUCUACGAGGUAAGGACUCGUUGCACAGAAACGUAGAAAAUGGUUCUCCAACUUAUCGCUCCACGGAGCGCUCAUUCAGCAAAGAAGAGCCCCAUGGUGCAGGGUAUCGAAUCGGUGAACAGCGGCCAUGCAAUACGAAGGACCAUGUCACAAAUUCGUAUGAAUGUGCCUGUCGUAAUCACAGUUAUGAAGUGGAUGGUCGACCGUCUGAGAAUCACUCAACGAGCUACUACUGUGAAGAUGCCGAUUCUUUGGGCAGCAACGAUUUUAGAACACAGUCUGAGAAUGUGCAUGGAAGGGUUUUAUCCGCUCGUUCGAAUAGAGACUCGUUAUACCCUGCACGCUCAAGGGAACCGUCUUCAAGCAGCACAUACACACGCACGCCUAGGAGUACGGCCAAAAGCGGUGGGCACUCUUCGCGUGGGAAGGAGACUCUUUAUCGUUACCUGAACGACGACACGCCCAAAUUCUCGGUUAACAAUGAGCUGUACAAAACAAGGGAGGAGAUGGGCGAUAGCGUAGCACAUACCGAGGGAGACUGUGAUCCAUGCCAAAACCGCAGGUCAGACCAUGGAAAUAGUGUCGACCGUGUGCAUGGUGCAGGAUACAUGGGCAGAGCGAGAUGUGCGUCUGACCUCAGUCACAGCGAGGAGUACGAUGGCAUGCGCAACGGAGAGUACGAGUCUUACAGAGGAGUGCACACCGGUGAAGAUUCCUUUCUUGAGUACAGUUCUUUAUCCAAGGAUCCCUAUCAUAGCUCUCCCUUCUCCAUGGACCAGGUCAUGGCCGUUUGCAGUGGAGCAUUUCAAUGCAUACGUUGCAAAUUUUAUUUUAAGCGGCUGAGCACCCUUAAAAUACACAUGAUAUCACAUUUGAAACGGGCGAACUUCUUUAACUGCACACGGUGCAAUUUAGCGUACAAGUCGUGCAGCCUGGUAAAAAAGCAUUGUUUAAAGGAACACAAUGAGAUCGUACUUGAUGUUAAGUACAGCGAGCUCAGAAUAUUUGUUGCGUUUCUUUCGAUAUUCCGCGAGUUUUACAAUCCGUUUGUGGACAGUUUUUGCUUAAACUGCUUUACCUACCCGAAGAGCCUCAACUUGCACCCCUGUAAAGGAAGGUACGCCAAAGAAAAGACAUGCAUGCUGUGUGGUGAUAGUACAGACAGUGUAAGAAAGCACAUCCUUGGUGGGGUAUGCCAGUGGAGAGUAGAGUAUGAAUUUAAGUAA